AGUGGUGUUGAUGAUAUACUUUGACACCCUGGUAUUAGGGUGAGUGACAGCUAUCUAGUGUUCCCCACUUUGUAUGUGUUUUUUUUCCUUUCCACCUAAUCAUUUCCUUUUUAAGUUCUCUCUCAGUCAAAACUAACUUCUUCAACAACAACUCUGCUAAAUAAAAAUCUCAACAAGUUUUGUGAGGCUGAACCCUGUCCAUUACUUUUUUUUUGUUCUUGAAUCUUCUUAUCAUGGCUUCUGAUUCUCAAACCGCAACUGCAACUACAUCUGAAAAGCCAGUGGAGAACAAGGUGGACGAGGAGGCUAAGUUGAUGGAGAAAGAGAUUGUUUUGGAGGAUAAACCGGUUUCAGAUUCAAGCCUGGCUGUUACUAAGGAGGAGAACAUCAGUCAAACUCCUGCUGCAGACGUAAAGGAGGUUGCAGCAGUUGUGAAAGAAGAGGAAUCUACGGAGAAGGUGACAGAUGAAAAUGGUGAGAAGAAGGUAGCUGAACAAGUGGAAGUUAAAGAACCAAUUCUUGUGAAAGAGAGUGUUGAAGAAGUUAAGGUUGAAGCUGGUGAUGCAGAGAAAGGAAAAGAUGAAAAGGGUGAGGAGAAGAUAGCUGAAGAAGUGGAGCUUAAGGAGCCAACCCUUGUGAAAGAGAGUGUUGAAGAAGUUAAGGUUGAAGCUGGUGAUGCAGAGAAAGAAGAAGGGAAAGGAAAAGUUGAAAAUGGUGAGGAGAAGGUAGCUGAAGAAGUGGAAGUUAAAGAACCAGCCCUUGUGAAAGAGAGUGUUGAAGAAGUUAAGGUCGAAGCUGGUGAUGCAGAGAAAGAGGAAGGGAAAGGAAAAGAUGAAGAUGGUGAGGAGAAGGUAGCUGUACAAGUGGAGCUUAAGGAACCAGUACUUUUGAAAGAGAGUGUUGAAGAAGUUAAGGUUGAAGCUCUUGAUGUGGAGAAAGCAGAAGAGAAGGGAACCGUUGAAUGUGUAGCUGAAGAAGACAACAAAGAUAAGGAGGAGAGCAAGGUGCUUGAUGUUUCUGAAUCAGCCGGAGGCAAACAAGUUGAUGUUGUUCAACUUGUUAGAGAAGUACCUGAAGAGACUGUAGAAGACAAGAUCAAAGACGUUGAGGUUCUUGAAGUAGAGCCAAAGAUAGAAGCUUCUGAAAAAGUUGAAGUAGUGAAAACAACGGAAACAACACCUGAAACAACAGAACAAGCUAAGGAUGAGCUUGUGGGAAAGCUGGAGGAUACCAUUGUUGUUGAGACCAAAGACUCCAAGGAUGAACAGACUUCUGAAUCUGGUUCUAUUAUAAACCAAGAUUCAGACACUGCCCCCAAAAAGGAGACAGAUGGAGACGCUUCUUCUCCUGCUGAUGUCACUGAGAAGGCCAUCACCGAAGAGAAGCAUGUAGUGGAAGAACCAUCAAAGGAUGAACCAGAGAACGUAAGUGAAACAAAAGAUGUCGCCACUAAAGUAGCUACAGAAGAAGAAAACAUCAAGAAGGACACUGAAGAUGUCAAGAGUGAAGAGACUUUGAAAGAAACUGAAGGAAACAAACAAGAGGAAUCAGUCAAGGAGAAAGUACCAGAGGCUGUAGAAACAGCACCACCUGUUGUUAAAGAGAUCGAAGAGCCAGAAGUCACAACCAAAGAAGAAGUUGUUGUCAAGCAAAAAAGUUCAAACAGCAUCAUGUCAAAGGUGAAGAAGUCUCUUGUUAAGGCAAAGAAAGCAAUCAUUGGUAAAUCUCCAAGCUCUAAGACUAUCUCAACUCAAGAAGCCAAAGAAGACAUCAAAGCCAAGUGAUUAAAGUAAAGAGUCAUGGACUCCUUUAAAGUCUUUUCAGGUAUUUUUAAUUUAUUUUGUUGGUUUUUUGCUUCUUUGUGCUGGGGAAAAAGAACAGAACAUUCUUUUUAUUUUGUGUGGUUAUAACUUAUAUGUCUGUAAACCUACAAAGAUUUGGCUUUGUUGUUAUGGAUGUGUGUUUGAGAAAUUUAACAUUAUUGUAUUCAUCA
Molecule: messenger RNA, 1993 nt
Organism: Brassica rapa (field mustard)
Lineage: Eukaryota; Viridiplantae; Streptophyta; Magnoliopsida; Brassicales; Brassicaceae
Product: probable serine/threonine-protein kinase kinX
Source: RefSeq, a predicted model, not a curated record